Messenger RNA from Bufo gargarizans (Asiatic toad), 2411 nucleotides. RefSeq lists its product as uncharacterized. The record is from RefSeq and is a predicted model, not a curated record. The transcript is spliced from 6 exons. NCBI's taxonomy places the organism in Eukaryota, Metazoa, Chordata, Amphibia, Anura, Bufonidae. The coding region runs from base 1197 to 1904 and encodes 235 amino acids.
CACAACAUGUCAGGGCUGCAUGUCACAGAUAAAGCUGGAACUCCACUUCCUCAUCUCCUCCUGAUGCUGGAUGAUGGAAAAUGGGACAGCGAGACUUGGGCAGACUGACCCAGGCACGGCCCGAGACACAGAGACUGGCAAGCAGGUGGUAUAGACACAGAGACUGGCACACAGGUGGUAGAGACACAGAGACUGGCACACAGGUGGUAGAGACACAGAGACUAGCACACAGGUGGUAGAGACACAGAGACUGGCACACAGGUGGUAGAGACACAGAGACUAGCACACAGGUGGUAGAGACACAGAGACUGGCACACAGGUGGUAGAGACACAGAGACUGGCACACAGGUGGUAGAGACAGAGACUGGCACACAGGUGGUAGAGACACAGAGACUGGCACACAGGUGGGAUAGAUAGACAAUGUUCAGACAGGGACUAAAGUUACAGAGACUGGCACCCAAGAAUUAUAGACAUAGUAACGCUAGACAGGUGGUAUAAAGACAGAGACUGGCACAUAGGGGAUAUAAGUGAAUAGCAUACAAGUGGUAGAGACAGUGGCUGGCACAUAGAUUGCGUAGGUACAGGAAUGCCUGGACAGGUGUUAUAGAGAAAGAGACUGUCACACAGGUAGUACAGACUCAAUGACUGGCACACGGGUAGUAUAGACUCAGUGACUGGCACAUAGGUAUUAUAGACUCGGUGACUGGCACACAGGUAUUAUAGACUCAGCGACUGGCACACAGGUAUUAUAGACUCAGCGACUGGAACACAGGUAUUAUAGACUCGGUGACUGGCACACAGGUAGUAUAGACUCAGUUACUGGCACACAGGGUAGUAUAGACUCAGCGACUGGCACACAGGUAGUAUAGACUCAGCGACUGGCACACAGUUAUUAUAGACUCAGCGACUGGCACACAGGUAUUAUAGACUUGGUGACUGGCACACAGGUAGUAUAGACUCAGCGACUGGCACACAGGUUUUAUAGACUCAGUGACUGGCAAACGGGUGGUAUAGACUUGGUGACUGGCACACAGGUAGUAUAGACUCAGUUACUGGCACACGGGUAGUAUAGACUCAGCGACUGGCACACAGGUUUUAUAGACUCUGUGACUGGCACACAGGUGGUAUAGACUUGGUGACUGGCACACGGGUGGCAGUCAGGUCUUAAUCUGAAGAACAGACGUCCACCGGACACAAUGGAUUUUCGGGUUGUCUUGGCGCUCGCUCUUGUGGUGACCUGUGGAGUGGAAGGCUGCUCCGUCCUCCCGUCUCCCUCCCUCUCUCUGUCCCUAUUGAGUGGGCGCAUGACACUUAACUCCCUGCAGUGCCUCCUCUGCCUGGACAGGAAAGCCUUUUCUCGGCACAAUCACACCUUCACCCUCACCAAGAAUGGAAAAGUGGUGAAAUUCAGCCAGGUGAUGGGCCGGAAAAUAUGGUACCCGCUGGACAACAAGAAGAACAACACCGGCCUGUGGGGAUGUAAUGUGCAGGAGUUUCCUGACCUCAGGGCUGAGUAUUAUGUGGGGGCCCCCACACCUGACCCCCCAGGACUAAAGAAGGCAGACACAGAAGAGGCCUCUGUUCCCAUCGCCUCCGCCAUGUCGACAAGAAUCCUGCUGACCAUCAUGACUGCAGCGCUUCUACUGAUAAUGCUCACUAUCGUGAUCUGCUUGACCUCGGGCAUCCUGAUAAUGAAACGCAGAAGAACAUCCGCUCCCCAUCAACAUCGCCAAGACAGAAAGAGAUCUGACAACUUCCCUCUCACGGAAAAUAUCAGCUCCGACCCCGGCCACCCUAAACUGGAGCCUGACAGUGAAGUAUCUUACGUGGAGCUGGAGAUCAUACGGGAUCCUUUCCGAAAACCUUCCAAGAGUCAUAAUACAAUAUAUGCCAACAUCAUGUGACCAGAAGAGGCGACUAAGCAGAUCAAGUAUAUGUGUAGGAUUUCAGGUGAUCGCGAGAGGAAGGAUUGCGAAGAUGAAGAACCCCACAGUCUUCCUCUCUCCAGCCUGAGACGGCUGAUAAACCGGGAGCAAUAGACAGCGGAUUUAUUAUACUUUUAUACUAUAAAGCUGCACAUACAUAUAUACAGUAUAUCUCCAUAAUCCACCAUUCUUUAGGCCCAUCACAACAAUUUUUUGGGCUCCAUCCACCAUUCUUAGUCUAUGGGACCCGACCGGCCAUCAGCUGAGCAGAACUGACCAGUUGGCUUUUCCAUUAAGAUAAGCGGCGCAUUGUGUGCAUGGAGACGCUUAUCUCUGGGGGAUGGGUAAAACAUUGCUUUCUUUCAUCGUCCCAGGGUGUAUCUUUUACUGUGUGACUUUAGACUAAUGAGUUUCAUGUUUUCUUGAGGAUAAAUUAUUCACAAUGUGUGAAAUGUAAGUGAAUAAUAAAACUACAGAAGGCUUGGC